Lutra lutra (Eurasian river otter) is the source of this 677-nucleotide messenger RNA. It is a transcript of the gene SSR4, whose product is annotated as signal sequence receptor subunit 4. The record is from RefSeq and is a predicted model, not a curated record. Lineage: Eukaryota; Metazoa; Chordata; Mammalia; Carnivora; Mustelidae. Gene Ontology annotation, cellular component: membrane; endomembrane system; endoplasmic reticulum. Bases 91 to 612 code for a protein of 173 amino acids. The transcript has 6 exons.
GCUGCCACUGCUGCUUACGCGUCGCGCUUCCUCCUCUGCCCCUCGUGUUGAGGGGAGUCGCUCUCUUUUUCCCUCGGCAGAGAAGAGGCGAUGGCGGCGCUGGCAUCUUUCGGCGCCCUGGCGCUACUCCUGCUGUCCAGGCUCUCCUGCUGCUCAGCAGAGGCCUGCGUGGAGCCCCAGAUCACCCCUUCCUACUACACCACCUCGGAUGCUGUCAUUUCCACUGAGACUGUUUUCAUCGUGGAGAUCUCCCUGACGUGCAAGAACAGGGUCCAGAACAUGGCUCUUUACGCUGAUGUCAGUGGAAAGCAGUUUCCUGUCACCCGGGGCCAGGACGUGGGGCGCUAUCAGGUGUCCUGGAGCGUAGACCACAAGAGCGCCCGCGCAGGCACCUACGAGGUCAGAUUCUUUGAUGAGGAGUCCUACAGCCUCCUGAGGAAGGCUCAGAGAAAUAAUGAGGAUAUUUCCAUCAUCCCGCCCCUGUUCACAGUCCGCGUGGACCACCGGGGCACCUGGAACGGGCCCUGGGUAUCUACCGAGGUGUUGGCUGCUGCCAUCGGCCUGGUGAUCUACUACCUGGCCUUCAGUGCCAAGAGUCACAUCCAGGCCUGAAGGCUGCUCCCGGGGGCUGUGGCUACUUUCAAUAAACAACUGCUGGCUCUGACCGGCAUUCAGGA